CUUCUUUUAAGGCGUUGUUUGGACAUAUUUACGUUAAUUUGAGCACAGCAUGAACAACUGUUCAUGGUGUUAUCAGUAAAGAAAAAUGCGCACGCUUCAAUGGAACCACUGUGAAUAUAAAAAGGACAAUGAUGUAACAAGCUCUAAUAUAAGGGACUAUUUUAAUAUUGUGCUUGGAUUUUGCUAGAAUUGCGAUUCGAUAAUUAUUGGUAAUAUUGAUGUGUAGCCAACAGAUUGGGUUUUUUCAGCUUUAUUUGCAGCUUUUUACCCAGCACACUGCGUUGGGUAUAAUUAUUCAGUCCGAAUUGUGUCGUUUUCAUUCACAAAUUAAACGCUUUUACGCGCAGCGCAUUAUUUACGCACGAAGGAGCGGCGCCUCCUUCGUGUCUAUGUGCCAAACAUUCCUAUGCCUAUUUUUGUUUUGGACAGCACGAACACAAAUCCACAUUUUAGCAGGAUCUGUGCUAUCGUUCUUCUUGUGAAAUCUAAUCGCAGCCUCUGGUCUUUCGUUUCUCUGGUUUUAAGGGCGCAGCAGCGGCGGCACCACCCACCCCGCUCUCCCUCUCCACCACUCCCCCUUCGUGAUCCACAGACAGGCGGGGUGAGAGCGGCGGCACAUAACGUUACGAGGCGCAGCGUGAAGACAAACACCGUCGCAUUGGAAUGAGCUGUAACGGGAAUCCCCUCCAAGCCCACCUCUUCAGGCUCCGGACGCUGAAAACGUGAAACGAAAAAAAGGCUGCAGCAUCUGUUGGAAAUCAACUCUGCAGAGAUUUGGGGGGGAAAAAGAAAAAGAAGCUUAGGAUCAUCUCCUGCAGCAGCAGCUGCGUAUCUUUUCUCUGGCCUGGACAACGCUCCCAUCUCUUAACGCGUAUAUUCGCUCAUCACUGGGGCCGAGGAGACGCUGACAGGGGCGUAAAAAAACAAAACAAAAAACGUCAGGGGGGCGAAGGGAGGGAGCUCAUUAAGAGCAAGCGCCAAGAGACAGCGGGGUGGGUAGGAGAGGAUGGAGGCCCUGCUUCCUGUGCUCAAGAGUCACCCAGGCCCGUCAGUACUGGUGUGCUCUUUGAUUUUCAGGUUGGCCCACCGGCUGCUCCAAAGGCUGCCCGUGCCCAAGGUGGUGAAGCAGGAUGCCUUCCGCUCCUGGAAGUGGAAGAACCUCUCCGUCUCUAUGGUGCACUCAAUGCUGACUGGGAUUUGGGCCCUGACCUGUGUGGUGGUUUGGCCAGAGACGCUGAGCGACAUCCACUCGUACCACACCCCUCUGUCCUACCUGCUUGUCUGCGUCUCCACAGGCUACUUUGUGCAUGAUGCAACUGAUAUCAUCCUCUCGGGACAUGCAAAAGGAUCGUGGGAAUUUUUACUCCAUCAUGCACUGGUGAUUUGGUGUUUCCUGUACGCCCUGUACACUCAGCUCUAUGUAGCCGGCGCUGUAAUCGCCCUCUUUGUGGAGGUCAACAGCGUCACCCUGCACCUGAGGCUGAUGCUGAAGCUGGCGGGUGCUCAGUCUUCCACCUUGUACUACAUCAACAAGCUCGCCAACCUGUUCACCUACGUUAUGUUUCGCCUCACCACCCAGUUCUACCUCACGUGGUUUAUUAUCCACAACUACUCCUGGCUGGACCACGGUGGAUACUUUCUCGUUUCUAUGAUGGUGAUGAAUAUUAUGAUCCUGAUUUAUUUUUACCGCUUGCUCCGUGCAGACUUCUUCCCUCGGAGCUGUGCAGGACAGAAUGGGAUGCAUAAUAACAACACCAAAAAGUUUAUUAGCGAUUGACAGGGGAAAGGUUUACGGGUCUUUUAUAGUUUACAGGUUUUGUCAUUUUGUUACUGACACCAUUUAUCAUGACGGCAGGAUUCCUUAUCGUGUCUCACUGCCAAAGAACAUACUGCCACAAAAAUUCCAAACCCUGGGGAUGUUACCACUAUUAGCGUAUUUAAAAUGGCUUCUUUGUAUCAUAACUUUUAGGGAAUAAAUUGAGGUUUUGUAAAAGACCCUUAGUGGUUUACCUACCAAGAGUCUGAUGAGAAUAAACCAUAAAACCAGCGUUUUCAUACCUGUACAAUAAAUAUUAAGCUACAGCAAGCAGCUGGUUAGCUUAGCCUAGCUUGGAACCAGGAGGGAAACGGUUAGCUUGGCUCUGUCCAACAAACAAACAAAAAAGUCCUCAUUUAAUUAACAAAUAGUUGUUUUUUUUAACACUUGUUGAAUUUGUGCAAACGUAUUUAAUUUGCCAGUAUUUUCUCCUCUUUAUGUAUGCUAUCUAUGCUAGCCCAGAUGUUAGUGGUGGGGGGAUUUAAAUUAAUUUUAGGUGUUAAACCAUUCCUUUAAUGUUAAAGCUAAGCAUCAUGUCAGGUCUAACAUUUUGAGUAAUGUAUUUUUAAUUAAAACUUUGUUAAAAAAUCAGUCAAGCGGAUCUGAAACCUCAUCUAACAGCAGUUAGGUUUGAUUUGCAUUAAGUUCAGAAAUGAUGGUUUAAAAAGGCUCUCCUGCAAAAGCACAACAUUCUGUUUUUACACUUGGAAUUUUAUACAGGUCAAACCAGGGGUCUCAAACUUAAAUGAGCUGUGGGCCACUGGUGGCACUGUCAUCUCAUUGGAGGGCCACUUUAGUAUUCAAGUAGUACAAAAAAAAAACCCAAACAAAACUUCAAGGACCAAAUUGCAUUAUGUUUCUUCAUGUCAAUAUACGGGCUGCAAGUGGCCCCCGGGCCAUGAGUUUGAGACUCCUGAGUUAAACAAACAAAUCUACUUGUCAGUAGGUUAUAGUUAGUUAGUUUUUAGUGGUAAAUAUUUUUUGCUAUUUAGCCAGUCAGUAUUAACUAGAUUUAUAAUUAUAAUUAGCUUACAGACAUAAGAGCAAUUGUGACCUUAAAUUGAACUCAAAACAAUCACUUGCAUGAUGCAGAUCUUUAAUAUUUAAAGCAAAAGUUUGACUUCUAUGUCAUUACAAUGUCCUUCUUGAUAUUUCACAGCUCUGCAGCCUUGAAAUGUUUCCAGGGACUUUUUUAAGGAAGUAUUUUUAAGCAUUAUUUAAAUUAACUUUAUUUCAAACAUUAUGUGUGAAUUCAACAGUCAAACUGGGUAAAAAUAUUUAAAAGGUUUACAGACUGUGCCCCAAAAUUAGGUUUUUUAAAAAUAUUAUUUAUUCCUGUUAGAUAUACUUAAAUCACUGUCUUUGCUGUUCAUACAUUAAUUCAUAUUUUAACAAAUAUUUGCUGUCUUAGUAAGACCUGAUAUUACUAAGACAGUAAAUGAUGAUAUUUGUGGACAUGCAAAGCAUUAGGGACCAUGGACGAGCAGUUUUAUCACACCUGCUUGGGGGAUGUAUAGCAAGAAGAUGCCCUUGCCUUUGCAGUGAAGUCCAUGUAGUCAUAGCCACUUGGAGGGCAGAUGGAUGUCUAUGCCACAUCAUGUAAACCCUCUGAUGACUAAAUACACUAAAUGUCACUAAAUUAAAAACAGAGCCUUGUGUGUCCACACUUGCAGAAAGUAUAACACCAGAAGAGUGGUGUUGAUUUUUUUUCAUAAGAAUGUCCAUCGACAAAUGCGUAGUUUAUCAGAAAAACAGAAAACUGGAAAUUGUAUUUUACAGUUGCUAACAACCUUGCUCUGUGUUGCUACAUGUUUAACAUUUGCAUGGGUAGCAGUUUUUUAUGUAGGGAAAAUCAUGAUCAGUUUUCCUCUUGCUAUUAGGAAAUUUCUGAUCUUGGACUUUGAAUUUUAGCAGAUUUUAAUUAUAUGUGUAAAUAGAGUGGACCUCUCCCUUUGUCUUUAUGAAGCCAUUUGUGGCUGAAGAGAUGCUGGACUGUGAAAAGACGGGUGCAUAAAAUACAGUGUUGUCAAACUGAAGUGGUAAUACACAAUAAUGUGGGAUAAUUUAUGGUACUCUUGUGGUUCUCAUAUGAAAUCUGUUUGCAUUUGACUCAAGUGGAGCUGGAUCUUCCUGCCAUCUAACAGUAGCUCAUUGGAAA
Oreochromis niloticus (Nile tilapia) is the source of this 3974-nucleotide messenger RNA. RefSeq names its product TLC domain containing 1 (gene tlcd1). The transcript has 4 exons. The record is from RefSeq and is a predicted model, not a curated record. Lineage: Eukaryota; Metazoa; Chordata; Actinopteri; Cichliformes; Cichlidae. The coding region runs from base 1007 to 1777 and encodes 256 amino acids. Gene Ontology annotation, biological process: membrane assembly; plasma membrane organization; phospholipid homeostasis. Gene Ontology annotation, cellular component: plasma membrane.